CCUCCGCCCCGCCGCCGGGCUCGGGGGUGGCCGGGAGGCGCGGGGCAGCCCCGCGGCGCCGACGAUGGAGCCACCGGUGCCGCCGCCUCAGGAGCAGCCGCCGCGCCCUCGCUCCCACACGGUCACCACCACCAGCAGCUCCUUCACCGCCAACCUGUCGGCCAGCUCCAGCACCCUCGCCUACGACAGGGAGUUCCUGCGGACCCUGCCCGGGCUUCUCAUGGUGGCCGAGAUCGUAUUGGGGCUGCUGGUGUGGACCCUGAUUGCUGGAACAGAAUACUUUCUAUAUCCAGCCUUUGGCUGGGUGAUGUUUGUAGCUGUGUUUUACUGGGUUCUCACUGUCUUCUUUUUGAUCAUCUACAUGACAAUGACCUACACCAGGAUCCCCCAGGUGCCAUGGACCACGGUGGGUCUGUGUUUUAAUGGAAGUGCCUUCAUUUUGUACCUCAUUGCUGCCAUUGUAGAUGCAUCUUCAGUUACCAAAGAACUGGACAGUCACAAUUACAACAGCUGGGCAGCUUCUUCAUUCUUUGCCUUCGUGGUUACCUCCUGCUAUGCUGGAAAUACGUAUUUUAGCUUUAUAUCUUGGCGAUCACGAACUUUGCAGUAAAUAUGUUGUUAAAAUGAAUUCUGUAGUAUAAAAUAUCUUGAUUAUACUCUUGACAAAAGCGUGGAAGAGGGAUGAGGUCUUCUUGAACAUUUCUGUUAGAAUUGACACAAUAUAUUUUAAGCUGAGAUUAAAUGAUUAUUUAUAAUACAAUACCAUCUUUAGAGACAUCUAACACCGACUUUGUACUGUAUAAUAAAAUUUCAUACUGCUUCUUUUAAAAUUAACGUGGUAUUUUUCUAGACAUUGUAUAGAUGUUAUUACUAAACCUUUAAUAAAUCUCACUCAGACAAUGUGCCAAUUUUGUAAAUGUAACUUUUUAAAUGUUACAGGUAUACUUUUGAUACUGAAUGCUACAAAUCAAAACUAAGAUUGAUACUGUCUCAUUAUUAUGUAUAAAAAGUGACAUUGUGCAGAAAAAACCCACCCAAAGCUUUAAAAAUAAAUAAAUAAUUGACCCAACUGUGCAUGUUUUGUAAACUGGGAGUAGAAGGUUGCUUUUUAAAUUUCUUUUUCGGAGUAAAAUAUAUACUACUAAGAAUUCUGAUGAUCCUGUCAGUUUGCAUAUUCUAACAACUUCUCACAAUCAUGAGAUUGCUUUUGGAACCUGUUACUGUACGUCUGAAGCUCGCUGAAGGAAUGUUGCACCUGAAACAGAUUAUCUUAACAGGUUUCUCAAAUCCAGCAGACUCCAAGGCAUAAGUCUAGACAACAGUCCCUUAGUGCUCAGUGUUUAACCUACUGAGAAUAUCACAAAACACCUACUAAAGGUAAUACAUUUUUUUUCUCAGGGGACUGUGUUUUUCUCUUUUCUCCUCAGAUUAGGCCAUUAAUCUGUCCUAAUUAAAAUCUGGGCUUCUAAAUCCUAUUAAGUGCUAUAAAGAUUAAAUCCAUAGAAGAAUUGUCAAGACGCCAGUGCUAGCAACAAAGAAUUUCUUCCCUCCUUUCCUAUCUACUGGCAUCAUCUGUGAGUUGUUAGUUUAACAAAUGAAGUUUUUAAUUUGAUGCUCAUUUUUAAAUAUCUUUGAGUCAAGCAGAAGUAUGACAAGAUUAUGACUUGCAAAACUGAUACCUUUGAAAAUGACUUUAAAACACAAAUUACCUAAGGAAUUUUUUUUCCAGGAAUUCUGUGGAGAGUGUAA
Messenger RNA from Gymnogyps californianus (California condor), 1749 nucleotides. RefSeq names its product CKLF like MARVEL transmembrane domain containing 8 (gene CMTM8). Bases 65 to 610 code for a protein of 181 amino acids. Gene Ontology annotation, molecular function: structural constituent of myelin sheath. The transcript is spliced from 4 exons. Gene Ontology annotation, cellular component: membrane. NCBI's taxonomy places the organism in Eukaryota, Metazoa, Chordata, Aves, Accipitriformes, Cathartidae. The record is from RefSeq and is a predicted model, not a curated record. Gene Ontology annotation, biological process: myelination.